This is a messenger RNA of Striga asiatica, 1833 nucleotides long. The record is from the annotation of a GenBank genome assembly. Lineage: Eukaryota; Viridiplantae; Streptophyta; Magnoliopsida; Lamiales; Orobanchaceae.
AAAAAAAAAAAAAAAUUGGGGAAGUUUUUGGGAUGAAUCAUGAAUCUUCUUGGAAACGACUGCGUUGGUUGUGGUCCCCAGUCGUGCAAAUGGGCCCCACAAUCUCAUUUUGACCCCAGAGCUGCGUAAUCCGCCCAUUGCUGUAGCGCCACGUGGAGUGACCUUAGCUCAGUAAAUCGGGCAGUCACUGGUUUUGGAGUGUCGAAUCAGCUGUGACUGAGCCCAAGCAGUUACGGUCACCUUAGCAAAAACUCCCAACCUAUAAAAACGCGCAUACAUAAGCUUCUCGAUUUCGUCUUCUCAAGCUAAUGAUUUAGAUAUAAAUUGGGAAUUUUGAGAGGUAGCAGACGUGGAAAGGAGGCCUGUUACUUUCUUCUACUUCACGUGCCUCAUAGAGAUAAGAUUAAGUUUUNCGUCUUUUUCAUUAAUCUCGACUUGGGUCUCGAUGUGUCCUUCGGCUGAGUCUCCUCCCCAUGCAGAACUCUGUUUGUUCUUGACUGAUGACCAAAUCAUUCCAUUUCUAAAUGAGUACACACCACAAUCCAAUCUUCCAAGUAAUGUGCUAGCAGACUGGAGCCCUUAUCAAUACCCACCCUCUAAUCUACCAGAAGGGAUUUGGUACCUUGUUCCCAUAGACGUGAAAAAGGAAUAUGUUCAUGGGUUCUGGAAAGCCAAUGCAGAAGAUUCUAGGAUUUACUCAAAUUCCACAAUCACUGGUUGGAGGACCACUUUGCAUUAUUUUGAAGGACAGGCCCCUGACGAGCAAAGAACAGAUUGGCGCAUGCAUGAGUAUUGGAUAACAAGAAAAGAGCUAUAUGAUAAAGAUAAGCCAAAGGAGUCAAGACUGCUAUGCAGAGUCUUCUGUAAUGACAAGAAUGGGAAAAGUGAAAAUCCUUCCCAAAAUUACCUAACCACCAUUGAACCAGAAAAGAUUAAUUUCUUGGCAUCAAUUAAAUCUAAUGCUGAUGUAACCUCAGGCGAAGAUUGUGGAAGUGAAUCUAAAGCAAAGGAGGAGCGUGAAGUGGCAGCUGAUAACAAUGAACCUGAUCCUGAAGCGAAUAGAGAGUGUGAAGGGGCAGUGGCUGAUAACAAACCAAACUCGUCUGGACAAGUUUUCUCCCAAGUCGAGUGUUUCGAGAGAGGUGACUUCUUGGAAUUAGCUGAUCUUGAAGACAAUGUCUCGCAUUCUUCCAGUUCACGAAGCUCGAGCUGUCUCAGCAAUUCAUCUGAUGAAGAGUUUGACGUGUCGGCUUUCCUGAAGGACAUUGAGGCAGACGAGCUUAAUUCUAUUCGUGGGGAGCAGUCGAGUUCAAGAUACGAGUUUACUUCGGUUAGGCCAGAUGAUAUUGUUCUGCAGCCCCCACCUUCAGGGACGUUAUUGACUGGUUCCAUACUUCAAAACAAUGUUGAUGAGGGCUCACAAAGAGGAUUAACGGUCCAAAAGAUGUCGGAAGAUGAAAGAGAAAUGGAAAAUGCUACAGAAGGGCACAAACCAGACAGUUCAAUUGAAGGAACGUCAAAUGAUGGUAUUGCCAGUCGGGAGAGAAAGCCCGGUGAUUCGAGCAGAAUGAAGAAGCUGAAAAUGUGUUUCUGUUUUAAGCCGUUCUGAAACGUAUAGAGGCGUUUCGUUUCGAAUGUGUUCCAGGUUUAAGCAAAUGUAGCUAUAUUUUUGUGUGUGGGUGUUAGUGAGAGGAACACAAACAUGAAAGGAAAGAUGGCAACCAGUUAUGUACAAUGUUAUGGAACAAUUGCAAUUAGUUCUUAUUGCUUAAUUAUUAAAUUGUUUUUGAGGAUAUAUGUGAAUUUAUAUAAAAUAGCAAAGGCGUGCCCUGG